AUGGGAGGCGCCAACCGUCCUGUAAAUGCGCCGAAUCCCAUUCCUCCGCCAGCAACAGCCGGCCUGCAUGGCAUCAGUGCAGGAGGACAGUCGAUGCCGAGUGCGAUCCCUCGUGCUGAAGUUCGUCCCGGCAUUGGGGGGGGAGGACCCGUUCCCACGCAGCAAUAUCCAACGCAUCAACAAGAUCAAUUUCCCCAACAACAACAGCAGCAGCAGCAAUAUCCCCGGAUGCAGCAGCAACCUGGCAUGUGCCAGCUUCCUAUCCCAAAUGUGAACCAGGGCCAAGCCUAUUCAGGCCAGCCCUCGCACUUCCAACAGCGCCCAAACCAGCAACAACAGCAACAACACAUGAACCAACAGGCCCCCGGGCAGCGCAGACGCGAACGCAGGGGCGAAGUCGUCGACCUACGCAAUGAAAACAUGUCCGAGGACGAAGCCCGUCACAAGCUCUCAUCAUACGUUGUCCUGCGUAUGGAAAAGGCUCGCAGCCCAAAUGCGACGGACGAGCUGGGCUAUCCGCGUCUGCCGACCUGGGAAUGCGCCAUGCAUACGAAAGAAAAGGACAUUUCCCAGGAGGAAGCAGCCCGCAGAGUGUAUGAGCUCAACAAAAAAAGCGACGGAGUUGUGCUCAAGAAGAAGGAACUGCCAGAGGUUGUGCAAAAACAGAUUGAGGCUGCCCAGGAUCAUUUAGAAGACUAUGAGCACGACGAUAGAUAUGAGUACCACUUGGCGCAGCUGGAGAGCAAGAUUAAAGAGAUUAACGAGAGUAAUCCGUUGUAUCAUAUCAACAGCUCGAGGCCAGAAAAGUCCAGGAACGAUAGACAGCACAAGGACAGGCAUCGUCGGAGCAAGGAGUACAGGAGUGACAGGGUGUAUCAGAGGGACAGGAAGAAACAGGACAAGAAGUACGAGAGGGCAAGUGUGACGGCAUACUUUGAAAGAGUGCCCAAGAGAAACGAGGAUGUGAUUGAGAUGCUGCAGGAGGAGAGGAGAUUGAAAAGGCAGUCGUCUGCUGCGAGGGGACAUUGGCAACAGCAUCACAUGCCCAUGGGCAGCAUGACGGAUGCUCACACGGCGCAUCAGGAGCAGCAGAGAAUGAAUGUGCCACAGGCGCAGCAGCAGACGAAUGCGAAUCCAGCCAUGCCGCAACAGUUUCGACCAGCGGCGCAGCAGCAGCAGCAGCAGCAGCAACAUCCUCCACCUCCUCAACCUCCUCAGCCUCGCCCGCCGCAACAUCCCCAACAGCAACAACCGCCUCCGUUCCGUCAACCACCACCGCCACCACAACCACCACAACAUCCUUUCCCUCCCCAAGGCCAGCAAAUUCCCCGGCCUCCAGCAGCACCACAACCGCAAGUAAACCAGCAGCCACCGGCGAGGCCCAUGCCGCCCCGAGUGCCAGUGCCCCCCCAAGUGCCUCCCCAAGUGCCGCCUCAAGUGCCACCGCAACAUCCGCAACAACAACGACCAUCGCCACCCGUACCACAAAUCCCCAGGAAUAUCAACACGGCCCCGGGUCCGAGCCACCAAGCUCGCCCCAACACGCCACACAACCUGCGGCCCUUCACACCCAACCGCGACAUCAGACCUGGCGGCCAGCAGCGCGCCCGCCCGGUCUACGCAGAAUCCCCUCCCAGCCCACACAGCUCCCAGGACUCCGUCACAUCCUUCGACAGCGACUACUCGUCCGACGAAGGGGACUACACCACGCCCCAGUCGUCAGUCGCCUCCGGCAGCCGGCACCCCCGCACCCGCCGCUCCCCGUCCAAGCCCCGUCACGGCCGUCGAGACCGCCCCGAGCACUUCGGCAUCGACGCCCCUCCGCAGAGGCAGCAUUCCAAGCGGGACAAGGACCACGCCAUGCCGCCCUCACCACCCUCCACCUCGUCCUCCCCGCGGCAGCCCGCGUUCGAGUACUUCCAGAGGGGGUACCAGAUGGGAAAGGAGGACGGCAGGCAGCAGAACCGCCCGGUGGUCGUACAACCCCCUUCCCCGCGCGCCGUCCCCGCGCGCAGGGUGAGACAGGCCGUCCACUUGGACCAGCCGGACGGCUUGACCUACAGCAUGGGGCAAAUGCGCAUCGCGGACCAUCUUCGCGGGGAGCGAACCUACGGGAGGGACAGGGACCCCUAUUACCCCUCUGCAGAGGAUGACUUCCAAGGGGGCAGGAGAUAUCCGAGCCGGGCAUCUCGACGGAAUAUCUUUGACGACGAAUAUGACGACGACUUUGGCGACCGGCGAGGGAGACGAUAUGCGAGCAGACUGUCCAGAGGGGAUAUCGUGGACGAUGUAUAUGAUGAUGAUGAUCGGUGGGUGUCGCCGACGGCUUGGGAGUAUACAGUUAGGAGGGACGGCAGAGACGACAGGUAUAAUCCCAUGAUGUCGGUGGGCGGCUACCGACCCGGCCAGCUGUAUUAA
This is a messenger RNA of Metarhizium acridum CQMa 102, 2418 nucleotides long. RefSeq lists its product as uncharacterized. Lineage: Eukaryota; Fungi; Ascomycota; Sordariomycetes; Hypocreales; Clavicipitaceae. The record is from RefSeq and is a predicted model, not a curated record.